GAAAUACUAUUGUGAAUUCGAGUACAGCAAUUCUUUGCACAAAUACGGCAACGCCAACGACAAACAGCUGUUUCAAUUCCGGGGUGACUGUCAAAUUAAAUUAGAUUUAAUAAAAAAAGUUGCCUGUUUCUCACUGCACAUUGCACUUCUAUUAUUUUGAAUUAAAUUACGUGGCUUUUAUAACUGAAAAUGGGCAGCAAGUUCUUUAAUAAAUUGCUAUUAAUCGGCGGCUUCGCAAGUCUUGCACAUGCUGCCUUUUCAGCUGCUCAUCAUCGCACUUAUUUGAGGCUCACUGAACAGGAGUGGAGCAGUCUACCAUUGGAUAUUAUACUGCAAACGGUGAUCAGCCUGAUGAUUGUCGUCUACAAUAUUAUCCAGAUUGUGGGCGAUUUUAAGGAGAUCCGGGCCACUGUCGACAUGCAGGCAAAGACCUGGGACACCCUCGGCAACUUCCCAUCGUUCUACACUUUCAAUCAUCGUGGACGCGCCCUCAGUCCCAGCUACAAACCGCAUGACUAUGAUGAUUAGCGCUGUUGUAGUUGCUCCAUAUAGAUUCGAUUCUUUUAUAUAGCCGGUUAGCGUCAAUAGUCUUUUUUUAA
Messenger RNA from Drosophila albomicans, 599 nucleotides. It is a transcript of the gene EMC5, whose product is annotated as ER membrane protein complex subunit 5. Gene Ontology annotation, cellular component: EMC complex; Golgi apparatus; early endosome. The coding region runs from base 190 to 528 and encodes 112 amino acids. The transcript is spliced from 3 exons. The record is from RefSeq and is a predicted model, not a curated record. NCBI's taxonomy places the organism in Eukaryota, Metazoa, Arthropoda, Insecta, Diptera, Drosophilidae.